AGAGGGAGACUGCUUUCUUUUAAAAGCUCCUCCAAAGCUGAAAUCCUCUUCCUUUCUCAGGAGCCAUCAGGUAAUAAGAACUACAUUUCAAGUAGCUUAUUGCAAAGGGAUGGAAUGUUUGCAAAUACUAGAAUCUGGAAAGGCUGCUCUGAAAAUGAGGGUGAUGGAAAUUAGACAUGCAGAGAGCACAAGGGAGAACAAGAGGCAAGUACUCUUUUUGUGCAUGUCUUUUUUCUGUCGGGUGGGGUCUGAGCAGGUUCGCUAUUCAAUUCUUGAAGAAACAGAAAAGGGAUCAGUUGUGGGGAAUCUUCCCAAAGAUUUGGGAUUGGAUGCAAAAGAGCUAUCAAAACGCAAGAUCAGUAUUUCUUCAGAAAAGCCAUAUUUCACUCUUAAUGAACAAACUGGCAACCUGUAUGUGAAUGAAAGGAUAGACCGGGAAGAAAUUUGUGGGACAUCACCCUCUUGUGUCCUAAGAUUAGAGGCUGUUGUGCAUAACCCUAUGAAUAUUUUCCAUAUACAUGUUUUCAUUGAUGAUAUCAAUGACAAUGCCCCCCAUUUCCUAAAAGAAAAUAUUUUACUUGAAGUGAGUGAAUCAAAUUUGCCGGGAGCUCGGUUUUCCUUGGGAAAUGCUGAAGAUGAUGACAUUGGGAUCAACUCUCUCCAGACUUACCAGUUGAGCUCAACUCCUUAUUUCAAACUAGAUGUUAAAGAGAGUGAAGAUGGUGAUAAGUAUGCAGACUUAAUACUGCUGAAACAACUGGACAGGGAGAAAGAACACACACUCCACUUGGUCCUUACAGCUCUGGAUGGGGGUGAGCCAGCAAAAACUGGGACCACCAACAUUGUGGUAACAGUGACUGAUAAUAAUGACAAUACACCUAUUUUUACCCAGGACGUCUAUAAGGUAAGCUUGAAUGAAAAUUCACCCAAAGGAACUUCAGUAGUGCAAGUUGAAGCUUCUGACCUCGAUGAAGGAUCAAAUGCUGAGAUUGUUUACACAUUCGACAAAAUCCCAGAAAGGGCCAAGCAGAAAUUCAACUUGAAUCCCCAUGAUGGAACAAUUACACUUAAAGAGAUUAUUGAUUUUGAGGAAAGACAAAGUUAUGUGAUGAUUAUACAGGCCAGAGAUGGAGGUGGUUUAGUGGCAUAUUGCAAAGUGGAGAUUCUGAUUCUUGAUGUUAAUGACAGUCCUCCAGAAGUGGUACUUACUUCUGUAUCCAGUACAGUUCCUGAAGACUCCAUGCCUGGAACUGUUAUUGCUUUGCUGAAGGUUCAUGACCCAGAUUCUGGGGAGAACGGGGAAGUCACUUGCCAUCUCACAGACCGUGUACCUUUCCAGAUAGUUUCAUCUUCAGAUAGUUAUUUCAAACUUCUCACAGAUAGUUAUCUUGAUAGAGAAAGGACUCCAGAAUAUAAUAUUACAAUCACAGCCACAGACAAGGGCAUCCCUCCUCUCUCCUCAUACAAAACCAUCUCUCUACAGAUCUCAGAUAUCAAUGAUAACUCUCCAGUCUUUGAAAUGCCCUCCUAUACUGCUUACGUGCCAGAGAACAACCCUUCCGGAUCUUCCAUUUUCAGUGUCAAGGCCUCUGACCCAGAUGAGGAUCGCAAUGCACAAAUCACUUACUCCAUCCUCAAGAGCAACAUUGAGGACCUGCCUCUUCCCUCCUACGUCUCUAUUAAUUCUGAGACCGGCACCAUUUAUGCACAGCGCUCCUUUGACUAUGAGCAAUUCAGAGAGUUUCAGAUUCAGGUGCGGGCCCAAGAUGGAGGCUCCCCACCCCUCAAUAGCAGCGCCAUAGUGACAGUAUGUAUUCUGGAUCGGAAUGAUAAUACUCCGCAGAUCCUCUACCCUUCCCAAGGAACUGAAAGUUCCUCUUUGUUUGAGAUGGUGCCUCGGACGGCUGAAUCCGGUUAUCUGGUGACCAAAGUGGUGGCAGUGGAUGCUGACUCCGGACACAAUGCGUGGCUCUCUUUCCACCUGCUGCAGGCCACGGAGCCCUCUCUUUUCACCAUUGGGUCCCACACAGGAGAGAUUAAAACAGCCCGAGCAUUACUGGAGAGAGAAGCUGUGAAGCAGAGGCUGGUUAUUAUGGUGAAGGACAACGGACAAUCCCCUCUCUCAGCAACUGUGACUCUGAAUCUUGUUUUUGCUGAGAACUUCCAAGAAGCACUUCCAGAAAUGAACACUCAACCCAGUGAUUCAGACUCUCAGUCUGAUCUCCAGUUUUAUUUGGUUCUGGCCUUGGCCUUGUUGUCCUUCCUAUUCCUUGUGACAGUAACACUGAUCAUUAUGAUGAAACUCCGACAGUCAAGGAACCCCACCUUUCUCCAGUGCUUUAUUCCUGAUGCGAAAACUGGUGCCAUUUACCCUCCCAAUUAUGACGAUGGGACUUUGCCAUAUUCAUACCAGGUCUGCUUAUCUUCUGAAUCUAGGAGAAAUGAUUUAACUUUCCUGCAGCCCACUGUCCAAAUAGCAGAGAAUAUCCUCAGCAGUUUAAACUCCAAUAAUCCUUCAAUAUUUAAUGGAAAAAAACAUUUAGAUGGUGAGGCACACGAGGACAUGGUACCCAAAGUGGAUUUGUGGAAAUGUGGAGGAGAACAUGAAAUGAUGUACUUUCUCUUAGGAAUUCAAACAGGUUAUUGCAGAGAUAUGUCCAAAUCCUUGGUGUACAAGGCUGCAUCUGUAUUUGUAAGUGUGGAUAACAGAGAAGCUUAG
Molecule: messenger RNA, 2719 nt
Organism: Heteronotia binoei (common prickly gecko)
Lineage: Eukaryota; Metazoa; Chordata; Lepidosauria; Squamata; Gekkonidae
Product: protocadherin gamma-B5-like
Exons: 2
Coding region: 110-2719 (869 amino acids)
Biological process (GO): homophilic cell-cell adhesion
Cellular component (GO): plasma membrane
Molecular function (GO): calcium ion binding
Source: RefSeq, a predicted model, not a curated record